AUGUCCGCAGACUCCUUGGAGCAGAAGGGGAAAAAUAUUACUGAAUCGAAUGCAAGCGUAAUUCAAUGUCCUUUAAGCCAGCAACACCGUAGCUCUUUAGAUGGGCCAGUUUCUAUCCUUUGGGAUAUUGAAAAUUGUCCUGUUCCAAGUGAUGUACGCCCAGAAGAUGUAGCUGGUAAUAUAAGAAUGGCUCUGCAAGUGCACCCGGUAAUUAAAGGAGCUGUUAUGAUGUUUUCUGCUUAUGGGGAUUUCAACGCUUUCCCCAGGCGACUUAGAGAGGGCUGUCAGAGAACUGGUGUUAAACUCAUUGAUGUUCCUAAUGGGAGAAAAGAUGCUGCUGACAAAGCAAUCUUGGUUGACAUGUUCUUAUUUGCUCUUGACAAUCCUCCACCGUCCUCUAUCAUGCUAAUCUCCGGAGAUGUUGAUUUUGCUCCAGCGCUCCACAUUCUUGGUCAACGAGGAUACACUGUAAUUCUUGUCAUCCCUGCUGGUGUUGGUGUUUCAUCUGCCCUAUGCAAUGCUGGUAAAUUUGUCUGGGACUGGCCUAUUGUAGCUCGUGGAGAAGGUUUUGUCCCUCCCUCAAAGUUGUUCGCGCAGCCACGCGGAAGUUCAGUUGAGCUUGCUGGAUAUUUUAUGGGAUGCCAUAUCAAUGAUAGUGCUGACGGACAAAAUGAAGAGGAAGCAAUAGUUUAUAGAGGGAUGUCCCAGGGAUAUUACAACUCAAGAGAGUUUUCACUGGUAUCACAAUCUCUAUCUGAAUAUAACCCACCACACAUGUCUUACUUGCCAACAUCUACGAGGUCGUAUAGCCUUCCAUCUGGAUUGAAUGAUGUUGCUGGAGGACCUAUGCCUUCUAGCGACAAUACUGAAGGCCAGAUAUGGGUACAGCCUGGGGAUUUAAAUGGUCUCAAGGGCCAGUUAACAAGGUUGCUCGAACUAUCUGGCGGAUCCCUGGCCCUGGCCCGAGUUCCAGCAGAGUACCAGAAAAUUCAUGGUAAGCCACUUUUUGUAUCUGAAUAUGGAGCAUUUAAGUUGGUUGAUCUUUUCAAAAAAAUGGAUGAUGCCAUUUCCGUGGAAGGGAAAGGGGCUCGCAGAUUUGUGUAUCUCAGAAACAGGAAAGGAGGCACAAGUGCUCCUCCCCUGUCUCUUUCAAAAAAAGAUAAGAAGGGAAAAGGGGCACUGGAAGAGAAUGCAAAUGCUGUCAUCGGUGGCUGCUCUUCGGAUGAGUUGUCAGAUGAAGAAAGAGUAGUCAUUGAAGAACAUGAUGGAAGAAAUUUUACAGGAAAGCGUACUAAGGGGAGAGCAGCGAGAUGUCAAAUUGAUGGCCGUGUUCUUGAGCAGUUUAAGUGCGAACUGCAGGAAAUUCUGGUCAGCUAUUCCUGUCGGAUACUUCUAAGUUGUUUCGAGGCUGUAUACAAGCAACGAUACAAGAAACAGUUGGAUUAUCAGCAAUUUGGUGUGGACAAGUUGGAGGAUUUGUUGGAGAAAGUGAGUGAUGUGGUAGUAAUGCACGAGGAACCGAUAUAUACCGUCUUUCAAGCAUGA
Messenger RNA from Vicia faba (fava bean), 1545 nucleotides. Lineage: Eukaryota; Viridiplantae; Streptophyta; Magnoliopsida; Fabales; Fabaceae. The record is from the annotation of a GenBank genome assembly.